Carya illinoinensis is the source of this 2846-nucleotide messenger RNA. RefSeq lists its product as uncharacterized. Lineage: Eukaryota; Viridiplantae; Streptophyta; Magnoliopsida; Fagales; Juglandaceae. The record is from RefSeq and is a predicted model, not a curated record. Bases 119 to 979 code for a protein of 286 amino acids. The transcript has 10 exons.
AUCCAACUCCGCAACUUGCGGAGUGCUGCCAGAGUCACCGAAGAAUACCCACCGAAUGCAGUGAUUCUUUUUUUAUGGAUGUCAAAAUAACAGUAUAAAAUAUAAAUAAUCUGAGAGAAUGGUGAUGCCGAGGGGGCCGAAUUGGAAUCGGUGGAGCCAGUCAAAAACCGUAGCUUUGAUCUGGAUCACCUCCUUCUUCCUUUUCUACUCUCUCUUCCGAAUGGCCCUCCACAACUCCGCUCCUUAUCAACCCCCAACCGCUCCUCCUCCUCCUCCUCCUUCAGAGCAAAGGUCGAAAUUGUACGAUAAGAUGGAGAGGGAUUUGGAUGAGAAGGGGGCGGCUUUUCUUCAACAUGGUGAAACAUCUCAGUCCUUGUCACUUUCGGAUAUUUUCACUUUGAAGGAUGGAUCUGUAACACCUGUACUUAAAGAAGCAAACCCUCCCGUUCGGGCUAAUGUUUUGUAUCUGAGCACAAAAUAUUCGUUGCCCAUCUCGGAGGCUGUAAAGCAUAUAUUUAGUUCAUACUUUGACAAAGCAAUCUGGUUUCAGAAUUCCAGUUUGUACCACUUUAGCAUGUUCCAUGCCUCACAUCAUGUUGCACCUGUUCCUGCUACUGAAGAUGAGAUAGAAGUGGAAGCAAGGGCUGUUCACGCUGUUGCAGAUGCUCUCUGCCCUUUAAAAAUUGUUUUAGAUAGGGUGGUUUUAACUUCAACUGGUGUGCUUUUGGGGUGCUGGCAGGUAAUCUCAGGGACCGAUCCCUUAACCAUUCGUGCCAAUUUGAGGACUGCACUUCCACAUGCGCCACAAAAGCAACUUUAUGAUGCUGCUAUUCUUCACACAUCAUUUGCAAGGCUUCUAGGACACCCUAAAGCAUCACCAAUGGAGCUGCAUAAAACUUCAGAUGAAGUCCAAUUCUUCCAUGAGCUAGUUGCUCGACUAAACGAUCAAAUCCGAGGAUUUAAGAACCCAAUCCGAUGAUGAACUAGCUAACGGAGGAAGAGAUAUCAUGGGGACAACAUCUUCCCCAGAAUUAGCUCCAAGCUGUACACUAGGCCCUAAACAUUCCUGCUUGCAAGGCACCAACGACAAGCCCACAAUUUCCUCCACACCAUCCCUUGCAUUCAAAUGCUGUACCUCCUCAACAGAACCCUUGUUAUUGUCACAAGAUGCCUGAAGAGAUACCGACAAAUUGGUUCUCUGUCAUGAGUGGUGAGGCCAUGGUCACCAUUGGAGGUUCUGGGUUGGCGGCAAACCCACAAAUUUCUACCUCCGACAUGGGUGUUGUUGUUUCUUUGGCGAGAACUGGAUAUGUGUCACCCCCUAACGAUCCAUUUUGUGCCACUUCGGCAAACCCUACAUGUCCCUCAAGCCUCAGUGUUACACUUAGCUCCGGUGAGGGAGCCAUCAUUUCUUCAGGGAUAAUGCUGACACGUGGCAGAGGGCAUUCCAUUUCAGCUCUCUCUAAGCCAAUACCCGAUGUAAAACCCACUUCGGUUGGCUCAAAUCCAACAACUCAGGCACCAAGGUCUCCUAAUUAAUAGCCAACCGAAAGAGAGAGGGUAACAUGGUCUUAAGAGCUGAAUCACCACACCAAAAGUGAUGCCAAAAACUGACCCUAGAUCCAUCACCAACCCCAAAACUAAUAAAAUGAGCAAAAGCCUUCCAUCCAUUUCUAAUAUUCUUCCACAAACCAUGUGCAUAUCUCACUUCAUUAGAACACCAACUCCUUUGCAAACUCCCAUGCUUCAUCCUAAUAAUAGUCUUCCAUAAAGACUCCCCUUCCUUAUGGUACCUCCAUAACCUUUUCCCAAGGAAUGCCUUAUUGAAAGUCCUCAUAUUAAAAGUCUUACAAACCUUCGAGAAGAGCCACUCAACAGACAUUCAACUCAAGGUGUGAAGCAAAGCUUUGUGGUGGCUUGCUUGAUGCUCAUUAUAGAAGAGUUUAAUGUGCACGACUUGUGCAAUUUCUGUAUUUUUACACCAUUCAGAAGUCCUCUUCUUGCCUUCAAAAUUCUCAAAGAACCCAUUAGCAAUCCGUUUUUCACCAUCAAUCUGGGCCAUUCUGUAUAUCAUGGUCUGGUUGCAACACAUAUGGAUUACAGAUGUAUGGUUUCCCAUUUUUCUUUGAAAUAUAUUAAGAUACUCGUUAACACAGUUACACAAAGGUUCUUGGUGGUUUUGAGUGUAUGCUCUAGCAGUCACUAUAAUGAUUAUAUUUAGGAGGGAAGGCAAAUACUCUGAAAUAAGUGUGCACAAUAUCAUUGGUAGUUUAUGGACCUGUUUCUGAAAUUAGGCUUGUAGGCUGGUCCUAAAUGUUUUGACACUUGCUGAAAAAAGUAAUGGUCAUUGCAAAAGAAGUUUAGGGUCUGCUUUGUAUAAUUGCUCUAUAUCAAGUACCUUUUAUUCUAGGUAAAAGUUUGGUGAUAGUGGAUAUAAGGUUCAAAUGCGCUUUGCAUCUGUAGAGGCAAAUCACACCAACUUCUCAGAGUCUGAUACAUUCACUUUUUCAUGGUACUUGUUGACAAUAACGUGGAUGCAAAUUUGUCAAUGUACUUAUGUAUGAUCACCAAGCUGCUUUCCCUUUUGGUUCAAGAAUGACCUCAAUGAUUAGUCGUAUGAAAUCUUCCCCAGCUUUAGCUAAACUUCUCAUAUUUUCUUUAUGGGUGGGUGGGCGCCCUUUCUAACUUAUCUGAAAAGGCAGUUGAUUUGGAAGUCUGGACAUUGAACACCAUUCAGACACAUAAAUCUAUAUUUCAUAGUUCUGCAAGUGAUUAUGUACACUGUUUUAUUUAAUUCUUUUACUGACUUUUUGAAUGCAAACUCGUCUGGUGCGUUUGGCCUUCAA